Messenger RNA from Melitaea cinxia (Glanville fritillary), 954 nucleotides. It is a transcript of the gene wbl, whose product is annotated as endoplasmic reticulum resident protein 29. The record is from RefSeq and is a predicted model, not a curated record. Gene Ontology annotation, cellular component: endoplasmic reticulum; endoplasmic reticulum lumen. Gene Ontology annotation, biological process: protein secretion. The coding region runs from base 122 to 877 and encodes 251 amino acids. The transcript is spliced from 2 exons. Lineage: Eukaryota; Metazoa; Arthropoda; Insecta; Lepidoptera; Nymphalidae.
UAAUAGAACGGUGAAAAUUUGGUAAAAAAUUCACUUCGUGAUAAACAAAUAAAGCUAUAUUUACUGUUCUUAAUAAAACACGAGUGAUCGUCAAUACGAUAUUCAAAAUAUUGUAUAAAAAAUGAAGCGAUUAAUAGCAUUUGUUUGUGUUAUACUUGCGGUUCCUUCGACAUAUUUAGCAUCAACGAGUAUUAGCGGUUCAGUUGAAUUGGACGAGUAUACUUUUGACAAAGUUAUAAGCAAAUUUGCGGCUAGUGUAGUAAAAUUUGAUGUUGCCUUUCCAUACGGUGACAAGCAUGAUGCUUUCGUGGCGCUAGCUAAAGAAUCAAAGGACAUCGACGAUUUACUUUUCGCGGAAGUUGGAGUUAAAGAUUAUGGUGAUCGAGACAAUGAAGCUCUUGCUCUUAAAUAUGGUGCUUCAAAGGAAAACUUUCCAAAUGUCAAAUUAUUUUUAAAGGGAAAAAGCGAACCGAUUGCCUUCGAUGAUACAAAAGGGUUUACAACUGAGAGUUUGCGCCGUUUUAUUCGCGACAAGAGCGAGAUAUACUUAAGUCUUCCAGGUUGCAUUAAAGAUCUCGACUUACUAGCUAUCAAGUUUAAAGACUCGGAUGUAGAAAAUCGUAAACAUAUUCUUAAAGAGGCUGAGAAUGUUUUGGAAAAGUUGAAAAGUAAGGAUUCCGGAACAGGUAAAAUCUAUAUAACAUUAAUGAAGAAGGUUCUAGAAAAAGGUGAUGAUUUUAUCGGGUCUGAAGUAGCAAGAGUAAAGAAAAUAUUAGAUGAUAAAAUUUCAGAUAAGAAAAGACACGAAUUGAACGUAAGAUUAAAUAUUCUUCAGUCUUUUACAUUUAACAACAAAACUGUAAAAGAAGAAUUGUAAUUAUGUGUUUUCAAUACUUUUUAAUAUUACUAAUAUUAAUGUCAAUGUAUUUUUUCUUUUAAAUUACAUUACAUUUU